AUGGCACCUCGGUCCGUGGCCGCUGGGCUGGGACUGCUGUUUUCCUUUUUGACGCUGGUCCAGCCGCGCGGGCACGCCCCAGCUGAACCGAAGGAAAUUCACAACCACGAGUACAUUUUUGUCAUUGGACAACACCACAGUGGAACGACCAUUCUCGACCUCAUUCUCUGCCAGCACAACAACAUCAGCUGCAUCCAACGUCUGUCACCCCGGCUCGACCCUGACCCCGAGAUGCACCGCUCCCUGCCAUACUGCAGCUCACGCAUGCUCUCAACCCCUGUUUUAGAGUCCAAUGCACCGCAAAAUGAGGGUCAGCACCUGCAGCACGUGUACCCCUCGGCGCGAAAGCUGGGCGGGAUGCAGGCCUACGCCUUGCACUCAGAAGGCCAUCUCCUCCACAACAGCUCCUUCAUGACCUCGCACAGUGGACAAGACCUGUUUCGGUCUUGGUCGCGCUACUGGAAUACGUCCAACUACUACUUGCUCGAGAAGAGCCCGCGCCACGUGAUCAUGACCCGUUUCCUGCAGGAGGCCUUUGCCCCGCAUCCCACCUAUUUUCUCUUCAUCAUGCGUCAUCCGCUCGGCUGCUCGCAUUACAACUGGCGACGACGCUGGCGCGCGCUGCGCACCACCUGCGGCCGUGAGAUCCUUCUCCACUGGCUUCAGGUGCACGAGUAUUUUGCUGCAGACCACCUGCACUUGCACAACAUCAUGGGCAUUCAGUUUGAACUGUACCUCAACCGCUCCAAAAGCAUGGCCCAGGCCUAUACCAACAUCUUUUUCGACUUUUUGCAUAUUCCAGACCCAGUGCAGCUGGAAUUCAGCGAGGACCACAGCACCCACUUUGAUGACGAGGGCCACUCCUUGGAGCUGCACGACAUUGACCACAAUGUGAUUCGACCCCAUCCGAUCCACGACAAUGGCGACAGCGGCACCGACGAUGACGAUGCUGUUGUGCGCGACCUCGGAGCCAAGGCUGAUGGGGCUGGCAACGACGACGGUGGCCGCAGUGACGACGAUGACGACGACGACGAAGGCGACGAUUUUGAUGAGGAUGACGACAAAGGCCCCGACCAUGGGCUGCAACGCUCCCCCAAGAGACUGCGCCGACGUCGUCUGCUCGAGUUUCACGGCGAUAUUCACCAUGUCAAGGUGCGCUACGGCGGCGUUUACUCGUGGAUUAACGACUGGAAUCGGAUCGUCGACAUGGACUCGCCCAUCUGUCAAGCCGUGGUGGCGGACCUCGAGCCUCGUCUCAACCGUUUUGGCUACUCGCUGAAAGAUCUCACCUGGAUCGGUGAGCCCGAGCCAUUGGCCGAUCUGAUGCUCAAAGACCCCUAUAAACGACGCUGCCGCAACCACCCAAUUGUAUCAGCUGAGAUGAAGAUAUCCCUGUCUGGGGCACUCUUCAAUCAUAUCAUUGCACGCCUCUCUCUCUCUGUCUCUCUCUUCUCUGUCUCUCUCUCAAACUCUCUCUCUCUCUCAAACUCUCUCUCUCUCUCUCUCUCUCUCUCUCUCUCUCUCUCUCUCUCUCUCUCCUUGUGUUCUCCUCUCGAUCCCAGUCCCUCUCUCAAACUUUCUCUUAAACUCGCUCUCUUGAAAACGCUUUCUUUCUCUGUCUCUGGCUCUCUGGCUCUCUCUUCAUUCUCUCUUCAUUCUUUCUGUCUCUCUCUUCUCUGUCUCUCUCUCAAACUCUCUCUCUCAAACUCUCUCUCUCAAACUCUCUCUCUCAAACUCUCUUUUCUCUCUCUCUCUCUCUCUUUGGACAAAGACGUGCCGCUCUACUACUGGUCGGACUUUUGUGCCCCGCCUGACCUGCGAGGGUGCUUGGUAAAGUGUCGACUGGGCCCCGUUGGCUUACAGCAACAGACCGGCGCCAUGAUGCGCUCAUCAAAGCGCAAGUCCUCCAUGAAGGGCAUGAACCCGGCAUUUAUCACAGCAAUUGACGAACACUCGAUAAGUGCGCCGUACUACCUGCAAAACCAGACUGCCAGCCAUGUACAAGAGCAGCUUGAGGGUCUACCCGACGGCACGUUUUACAUUUACGACGACGGCAAGGGCCACAACUUUUACCUGUGCUAUCGGCACGCGGAACAAACAAAGACAGCCACCAUCAGCGCCACUGCGGAGGGCGUUUUCAUCUCCACCUCCACUGAGAAGUUUGGCAGUCUGAUCGAGCUCGUGUGCUACUACAGCAACGCAAAUGCCGAUUUGCCCGUUCGCCUACAGCUGGACCCUAAAACGUUGAAAAAGGCUCCAAAAGUCUCCAAGAACCGCGCCAAAAGCCUCGAAAAAUUUCGCAAAGCUCAAGAGCGCGAAGAGAAAAAGCGCGAACAAGCCCGCCUCAAGGCAGGUUUUCCCGCCCGAUACUCGGUCCCAAACCACGGUGCCUCGUGCUUGCUAACCCGUUGUCCUCUUUUCUCUAACCCGCUACCCCACUCCGCACCCGAGCAGGGCGCCGAACUUCCCGGUGCCCAAUUGACCGUGGCUCACAUUGUGACCUGGCUCAAGAACGAGGGCAUGGGCGAAUACGCUGGCAACUUUAAGAAGCAAAAGGUCGAUGGAGUUCGACUCUUGGCUUUGACCGAAGAUGAUCUAGCUCGUCUGGGCGUCAGCUUUCCGCAGCACCGCCAGCAAAUCAUGCGUGCCAUCGACAAGCUGCGGCGCCGCUUCGAGGCUGAAGCAGCAGGCAUUGACGUGGAGGCCGAGGCUGCACAACAAGCUGCGCAGCCUCAACCCUUGAUUCCCGAGCCGGAAGAGGGUAAGGCGAUUGGCGUCAUCGGCCGCAACAUUAACGGCGUGAUUCGUCUCUUUGACGAAGAAACCAACGAAGAAAUCGAUGACCUCGAGAAGCACCAAGCCGCCAUGCGGGCGCGCAUUGCCCAAGCCAAACUCGCGGCUUACAAUGAUGACUUUUACGCGAGCCGCGAAGCCGUGGUGCCGCCCCCGGCCCAGGCACCACCCGUGAUUGAGGACCUUGACAUGUAUGACGCUGUUCAAAGCAAGGAUGCCCAGUUUGGCUUUGGCCAAGCAGAGACCAGUCUGCCACCGCCGGCCCUGGCCCCACGCGGGGCUGCUGCCCGCUUUCAAGAGCCCAUGGGUGGCGACUCGAGCACUGAUGAUGGCCCAGCCAGUCUGCCACCGCGCCGUGGCACAGUAGACAACACGGCCCCGCCACCCGUGCCAGUGUCCAACCGCCCUCCCCCUUUGCCAACAUCCGAUCGCCCGGGCAGCAUCAAGCGAGCACCCUUGCCAGCGCCCCCCUCGCCAGCAGCUGCCCCGGCUACCCCACCGCCACGCGAAGGCCGACCCCCUGCUGGGCCGCCACCUGUGGCCCAACGGGGGCCCGCUCUUCCUCCGUCCCGACCCCAAGCCCAAACGCCACCCCCAGUCCCCGAGUCUCCCCACCGACCUUCACUGGGUGCCCGGCCACCCAUGGUGCCCCCCGUUGGCGGGCGAGGCCCGCUGCCCGAGGUGGGCGGAGCCCCCGUCGGACCCCCACCGGAUCACCUAUUCCAGUUCAACACCAACCUUCCUCCGCCCGAUCGGCCUCACGGCGUGGUCGAUGUCAAGUCGACGCAGGCUGGCUGGUACUACCGGGGCCCCGGUAUCGAUCAGCGUAUUGAGGAGGUGCGCGGCGCGCCCGAGGGCACCUUCCGGGUCUUGGACGUUCUUGAUGACACAGGCAACAACAUGCUGGUCCUUGUAUAUGUUGCCGCGGGCCGAGCCUUGGCCAGCUGUCGACUCCACUCGGAUAAGUUUGGCAUUGGCUUUAAAUUUUCCAAGGAACGCUUCCAAAUGCUGUUCGAUUUCAUUCGCAACUAUGGCAACGACAACCGCGAGUGCCCCUUUUUGCUGCGCGUGCCUCCCAAUAUGCUGCGCCUCAAGCUUGAUGAGGAGAAGCACAACCUCUUCACUCAGGCCUGGUUCUUCAAGGAUCUCAGCAAGACCACCUGCGAAGACUUUUUGCAAUAUGAACAAACGGGCAGCUUUGUGGUGCACUCCAGUGAGUCGGCGCCCGGCAGCUACAAUCUUGCGUAUCUCAAUCACACGGUCAACUCGGCGCUCCUCGAGGCCACGGGCUCGGGCUUUCGGUUGCAGGGCACCGGCGAGAACUGGCCCUCUCUCCAGGCCGCUAUUCAAUCGCUGGUUGCUGUGUUUCAUCCUACUUUCAAUUGCCAACUCCGCUACAUCCGCCCCUUUCACAUUUUCAUGGAAGAACGCGAGGCCAAAUCAAAGAUGGCCGGUGCAACCAACACAAUGACCAUGGAUGCCAUCGCCCUGCAGCGCCAACAGUCUUGGAAGGGAUCAUCACGCCCACAGGCACGGGCGCCUGCCCCGGCUCCGACUCUCCCUCCCAUUCCUUCGGGCCUGCCCACAAUGGACUGGGACUGGCGCUCACGAACGCGCCAAGAAGCUCUUGCGUAUCUUCGUGGCAAACCCCCGGGCACCUUUAUUAUCCGCGCCAGUGACAAGAGCUUUGCCGCGCUCUCCAUGAUUAUUGGUGAUGGCUCGGACUACCACAUGCACAUUGAGCAAUCUGCAGCUGGUGUCAACUUUAAAAAAUCGCGGGACGUCUUUGACAAUCUCCUCUCGUUGCUGGAGCACUAUGCGCAGCCCUCGCAGAAUCUGCUGCCCGUUGCCUUGAACUUUCACUGACGUGCAAAUUUAUCUCUGUUCAUA
Molecule: messenger RNA, 4683 nt
Organism: Monosiga brevicollis MX1
Lineage: Eukaryota; Choanoflagellata; Craspedida; Salpingoecidae
Exons: 28
Coding region: 1-4659 (1552 amino acids)
Biological process (GO): phosphatidylinositol phosphate biosynthetic process
Cellular component (GO): phosphatidylinositol 3-kinase complex
Molecular function (GO): protein binding; 1-phosphatidylinositol-3-kinase regulator activity
Source: RefSeq, a predicted model, not a curated record